AGAACCUUUGCCGACCUCCGUAGACCAGACGAGGCAGUCCUCCCGGGCACAAAGAGCCAGAAUGCCUUUGGCGACGUGCCCCAGCCGCCAAAGCUCGGCGCCGAAACUCCCGCGUCGCCAAUUGAGGCCGCUCCCAUUGGCAUUCCUAGAGUCCCUCCUACCCCGGAGGCUGUCGGCGCUACCCCCCCUCCUCCACCUCCUGCCCCUCCCGCCUCUACAAAUGGUCCCAAGAUCGUAGCCGCCCCUGCACCCAAGCCUAAACGUCGCACUGGCCGCUUCCGACGCUUCUUGACCACCCUCUUCCUCCUGUCCUCUCUCGGUUUCGCCGGCGGUGUCUACUACUCGCUCAUCUCGGACAACUUCCACGACUUCUUUACUGAAUACGUACCCUUCGGCGAGGAUGCCGUCGCAUACUUCGAGGAGCGCGAGUUCCGCAAGCGUUUCCCCAGCCGCAAGCUCGAGGAUCGCCAUUACCCUCAGGUCCGCGGAGAGAACAAGGUGCAGAUUGGCAAGAGCAGUGGUUUGACAGCACAAGUUAGCGACGUUAGCUCAGACACCGACCGCCGCCAUGUGAGCGCAUUGGAGCCCUCGCGCCCUCUCCAGCAGCCCAAGGAGGCCACCCCUGCUGAGCGCACCGCCGCUGUCGAGCAAGCAACCCAGAAGCAACCCACAGCUUCCAAGCCCUCGACUCCCGCCCCUAAAGUUGUCCAGGCACCCACCUCCGCUGCUGCUCCUCUCGACCUCAUGAGCAUGCCCAACGCUGCCGAACCCGUCGUCCAGGAUGUCGUCAAGCUGCUGAACAACAUCAUUACCGUCAUCAACGCCGAUCCCGCUGCCGACAAGUACACAUCGACCAUGGCUGCCGCUAAGACCCAAGUCCAGAAGAUUGUCUCGGACAUUUCUACUCUCAAGGCUCAAGCCGAGAAGCAAACUGCCGACGAGAUCUCAAACGCCCACUCUCUGUUCGACAAUGCAGCCAAGGAGCUCGUUAGCCGUCUGCAGUCAGAGAUGCAAGAUCAGGAGGCCAAAUGGCGCGAGGAGUACGAGAGCGAGCGCGAGAAGCUGUCAAAGUCAUACCAGAACAAGCUCUCGACCGAGCUUGACGUUGUGCGCAAGGUUGCCGAGCAACGUGAACGGAACGCUCUGGUUGAGCAGGAGAUUGAGCUGCAGCGCCGCUUCGCAAAGAGCGUGCGUGACAGUGUCGAGAAGGAGCGUAACGGCCGCCUUGCUCGUCUUGACGAGCUGUCCAGCUCUGUUUCUGAGCUGGAGAAGCUUACCGGCGAAUGGAACAAGGUCGUCGACAGCAACUUGGCUACCCAGCACCUGCACGUCGCUCUCGAGUCUGUCCGCCAUGCCAUUUCCAAGCACGAUCACCCCACUCCCUUCGUCAACGAGCUUGCUGCCCUCAAGGAGAUUAGCAACAACAAUGACCUCGUCUCUGCUGCUGUCGCUAGCAUCCCUCCUACCGCAUACCAGCGUGGUGUCCCCAGCUCUGCUCACUUGAUUGACCGCUUCCGUCGCGUCGCUUCCGAAGUUCGCAAGGCUGCUCUUCUGCCCGAAGAUGCCGGUAUCGCUUCUCACGCCGCCUCCGCCGUCCUGUCUCGUUUCAUGUUCAACAAGCAGGGUGCCGGUAUGCCUGAGGGUGAUGAUGUUGAGGCCAUCUUGAGCCGCACUCAGGUCUUCCUCGAGGAGGGCGACAUUGAUGGUGCUGCUAGAGAGAUGAACUCGCUCGGAGGCUGGGCUGGUGUUCUGAGCAAGGACUGGGUCGCCGAGUGCAGAAGAGUACUGGAGACCAAGCAGGCUAUUGACGUUAUUGCUACCGAAGCCAGACUUCAAAGCCUUCUCGUCGAGUAG
This is a messenger RNA of Aureobasidium subglaciale EXF-2481, 1854 nucleotides long. RefSeq lists its product as uncharacterized. NCBI's taxonomy places the organism in Eukaryota, Fungi, Ascomycota, Dothideomycetes, Dothideales, Saccotheciaceae. Gene Ontology annotation, cellular component: MICOS complex. Gene Ontology annotation, biological process: cristae formation. The annotation marks the transcript as partial. The record is from RefSeq and is a predicted model, not a curated record. The transcript is spliced from 2 exons.